AUGAGGCCUUCGCAGGUCGUUCAGUUCUUCGAACUUGUCGCGCGACUCAAGGCGCUGCAACGAACAGGAUGGGUGCGCUCGGGUGUGUGUGUGCCCGAGACAGUCGCUAGUCACUCGUACGGUGUGGCGAUGCUCGCGCUUUUGCUUGGUGACGGGGAUGCUCAGGUACUGAAACUUGCCUUGGUGCAUGAUCUGGCGGAAUCCCUCGUUGGAGACAUAACGCCAAAGUGUGGGAUUUCGCCACGGGAAAAGGCAGUCCUCGAGGAUGAGGCUUUUCGGAAAAUCCGGGACGACGUCCUCUCUGGCUCUGAAGCGGGUUGCGAACUGUACGCACUCUUUCGCGAGUACGAGGAAGCAAAUACCCCAGCGGCCGUUUUUGUUCACCAGUUAGACAAACUUGAUAUGGUCUUGCAGGCUCUUACUUACGAAAACACGCAAGAAAACAUGGAAUUGACCGAAUUUUUUGAGGCUUGCAAUGGAAUUCAGCAUGAGAAGCUUCGGGAGAUCUGCAGCUUCUUGUUGCAGCAGCGGCAACGACAUUGA
Molecule: messenger RNA, 543 nt
Organism: Cyanidioschyzon merolae strain 10D
Lineage: Eukaryota; Rhodophyta; Bangiophyceae; Cyanidiales; Cyanidiaceae
Exons: 1
Coding region: 1-543 (180 amino acids)
Cellular component (GO): cytoplasm
Molecular function (GO): 5'-deoxynucleotidase activity
Source: RefSeq, a predicted model, not a curated record